UCACGACGUCAACUGCACAUGUAGUGAAAACGUCAUGACGUCAGACGCACGUUCGGAAAAGAAGCGCGACGAGUAAACAUGAAUACAUGUCUGAAAUGAACCAGAGACUGGGUUAUUAGUUUACUACAUUUAUGAAACAGGGAGGCUGUUUAAAGUGAUUAUAUGAGGAUGUCGCUGCUGAAGCCGUUUAGUAAGCUGCCUGGUUUGAACACAACGAGCAUCUUGCUGGUGGAGAGCGAGGAGCAGUUUCAGCAGAGUUUAGCAGAUGCUCUGAUGGAGGAGACCGCCGUCACUGUGAAUGUGAGACUAGCAAAGAGUCUGCCUCUGCCCAUGGAGAAUGAGGAGAGCCGUCCGAGGAUAGACCUGGUGGUGUUCAUCAUCAACCUGACCUCAGAGCUCAGUUUCCAGUCAGCAGAAGCUUCCCUGAAAUAUCUGGACCCUGGCUAUUUCCUUGGAAAAGUCUGCUUCAUGGUCACUAAUGCUCGUAACGCCUUGGUCCCCAUGAAGCGCCUGGACGCUGUCAGAAAACUGGCUGCAUCGCUGCACUGCCCCUUGCUGUUUGCAGAGGAUCAGACACCAGAUGAUGUGAGCAAAGCUACAGAGAGGCUGCUGACCAUCCUGAAGGUGGCAGGCGGCCUUGUUCCCAUGGCUACGGCUCUCUACCUGUCCAACCUGACUCGCUGCACUGUGCCCCCAGACAUCGACCAGCCGAGCUUCGAUUAGUUCCUGUUCGCUGUUUUCUCCGGAGGCUAGUCUUGUCUGACUUUUUCAUCUAUAUGAUUAUUUGUAGUUUUACAUUACUGCAUACUGCAUUCAUCAGUAGUAUGUAGUAUGUAGGAGGCGGUUACGGAUACAGCCAUUGUUCAUGCUGGCACACUGUCAUGGCUCACUGGGACACUUGAAUAGAACAGAGCUAUCAUUAAUGUUAUUAAUAACACCUGUGCUGUUCCUGUUAUGGUGAAUCAAAAGGCCUCUCUGCAGCAAAUGACCAACUAAACUCUGUUCAGUUUUUGACAGUUUGACAUGAAGCAGAGUAUUUUAACCGAUACAGUGACCUUUUGAACUGUAACUGUAACAGUCAUCUAAUGGACUGGCUUAUAGCUACAUUUCUUUGUGUAUAAUUCAUCAUUUAAAGACUCAUAGUGCACCCGCACAGGUGAUGUUAAUGAUUUUGGCUGAUUAGAUCUCUUCUCUGGACUGCGUGGGUGUUUACAGUCUGUCUCCCUCAAUGACUACACAGCUCCGCUUACCUUCAACCUAAACAGAGGUCUAAUCAGCCAGAUUGAAAACACCUGUGUGGGUGUGCAGGGCCUUUACAGUAUAUAGCCUACUGCGCUAUCAGUGGUAUCAACAAGUAUCAGUCUGCUCAUUGUUGUAUAUCAGGGCCAAUAAGAACAUGAUGCUGCACAGCUUCAUUCAGAAUAUUUCUGUAUUGCAUAGUGUAUAUAAUUAUAAUACAGUACAAUGAUUUCUAUGUAUAUAGUGUGUGUUUGUUUAUGGUUCACAGACAUUUGAUUCAUCUACUGGAUGCUUUUAACAGGAGUGUCAAUACAAGGAAAUUAAAGAUGUCUAUGAUCAAUAAAAGCCGGACUGAUCAUU
Molecule: messenger RNA, 1599 nt
Organism: Sebastes umbrosus (honeycomb rockfish)
Lineage: Eukaryota; Metazoa; Chordata; Actinopteri; Perciformes; Sebastidae
Gene: pane1
Product: proliferation associated nuclear element
Exons: 6
Coding region: 163-723 (186 amino acids)
Source: RefSeq, a predicted model, not a curated record